Messenger RNA from Penicillium coprophilum, 3549 nucleotides. Its product is annotated as hybrid sensor histidine kinase/response regulator. Gene Ontology annotation, molecular function: phosphorelay sensor kinase activity. The transcript has 7 exons. Bases 1 to 3549 code for a protein of 1182 amino acids. The record is from RefSeq and is a predicted model, not a curated record. Gene Ontology annotation, biological process: phosphorylation; phosphorelay signal transduction system. Lineage: Eukaryota; Fungi; Ascomycota; Eurotiomycetes; Eurotiales; Aspergillaceae.
AUGGGUCAGCCGAGUGAUGAACAAGAAAGAAUCCGCGAAUUAUCAAAAUACUAUUGUACCUUCGAUCAACCUACGUCGGAGCUCCAGGAACCAUCUUUUCCUCGUCUUUCAAAUGAUACCACCUUAACGGCACUGACCCAACUGGGCGUCUAUCGCUUCGGAUGCAACCGGUCCUUCGUUUCAAUUAUCGAUGGAAAAAGCCAGCACGUCAUCGCAGAGGCCACCGCUUCAAUCUCUCUUCGAAACCAAGAUUUUCAUCGCCCAGAUGAUGGCAUAUAUCUGGGUGUCAGCACACUUGACUUGGAAUGGGGAGUGUGUCCCCAUGCCAUUCGGCUUUUCACCGGACAGGACCCUUCCCAAAUACAAGACACGGAGAACAUAACGGCCAACCAAACACGCAACAUCAUUCGCGAUUUCACCAAGGAGGAUUUCUAUAAAGAUCGCCCGUAUGUGCUCAACUGGCCUUUCUUUCGAUUUUACGCCGAGGUGCCAUUGUACAGCCCUUCCGGGUUCGUGCUAGGGUCAUAUUGUGUGGUGGACAACAAACCACGAACGGUAUUUGGAGACGAAGAUGUGGCUGCUCUCCGGGAAAUUGCCGACUCGAUUUCAAAUCACCUUGAAAAUUCACGGAUCGUUCAGUACCAUCGUCGUUCGGAGAACUUGGUUCAAGGGUUGACAAACUUCGUCAAAAGUCAUUCGAAAUUCGACCCCACUGGCUCCUCCACUCAAGGUCAGAUCGAAGCGUCUGCAAAGAAACUGAAUUGUGAAGAUUUGGGGCUAAUACCCAGCGCACACGAUGUGGGGGGAACUCUCGAUUCUUUGCCCACAAAAAAAGAUGGUGUCUAUUUAUCCCUUCAUGAGAGCUCCUUCACAAGUCUUAACGGAAAGGAAGUCUCGAUUUUCUCCAAAAACAUACCUCCUACCUCGAAUUAUACACUACCAUCAUCGAUUUCUCGAACCUCGGACCGAAUGGAACCGCUUCCCUCUUCCGUGGAAGGAGCCCAGGAAUCAUUAGUGCCGGAAAAUGUUCCUAUCGCUGAACGCAUAGCCGGAAUCUUCGCCCGUGCCAGUCUCCUACUGAGAGAAUCUCUCGAUCUGGAUGGCGUGGUCUUUCUUGAUGCCCACCGAAAUGACCCACAAUUUGAAACUUCUGGAGGAGGUGAUGAUUGGGACGCCUUGGCGAACCUGGACACAAGUGUCCCGAUUGCUUCAGGCUCUAGCCCUUGGAGCCUUCCUGAUGCGAAUUCGCCUAAAUAUGCAGAAAAAUACUGUUGCCUUUUGGGUCAGGCUAUAAGCUGCAGGCCAGAUAAGAGCAAUCCUGACGCAAAAUGCCAGGUUAAGGUGACCGAAGAGCUUCUUCAUACCUUAAUUACACACUUUCCAGAUGGCCACAUCUUCAACACAGACGGAAAUUGUGAUCCGGUCAGCCCCGUGGACUCUAAAAAUGGCACAUCGCAGAAUUGCGCUCCUGAUUUUGAAUUCAUUCGCCAGAUUUCUCAUCGCCUUGCUUAUCAGCUCCCCGAAGCCAAGUGUGUGCUUUUCUACCCUCUGUGGGAUUGGAACAAAUCACGAUGGCUUGCAGGUACUCUGGUCUGGGUAAAUCGAAGCCACCGUCCUCUGGGCACAGAAGACCUAUACUACUUCAAAGCCUUCGGGGAUUCCAUGAUCUCUGAAGUAUCCCGGAUACACUGGACUGCUAGUGAGAACUCAAAAUUCGACUUUGUAACUUCCAUCAGUCAUGAGCUUCGUUCCCCACUACACGGGAUUCUCGCCAGCGCAGAACUGCUUCAUGACAUUCCACUUCAUACUGCGCACCGUGAUAUGGUUAACAUGAUCUCAACAUCAGGUCUGACUUUGCUGGACACAAUAGAUCACCUAUUGGAUUAUUGUAAAAUCAACAACUUGGCAAGCACGCAAACUCCCAGCGUGACCAAGACCGAAGAUUCUUCAACAACCCUUGUUUCCGACUUUAAUCUCGAUUCUUUGGUUGAAGAAGUCGCUGUGAUACUCCAUACCGGCCGAAAGGUACCCGGGCCUGCCUCCUCUUUUACGAGUGAAACAGCUACAGCCACUCUAUCCUCUCAACCCGUCUCUCGUAUUACUCAAAAUGAAGAUGAAAUGUCAGUGAUAGUAAACAUCGAGCAGUCCAGCUCCUGGAACAUCCGAUCAAUCGCUGGUGCCUGGAGGAGAAUAGUCAUGAAUAUCCUUGGCAACGCAAUGAAAUGGACGCAGACCGGUCUCGUCGAGAUAUCAUUGUCACAACCCGCAGCUCAAACUGAAGCAGAACCUUGCCUUGUUCAUCUCCGAGUUACAGACACUGGCCGAGGAAUUACGCAAGAUUUCCUCAAAAACUCGGCAUUCUGUCCAUUCGCUCAGGAAGACCCUCUAUCAGAUGGCGUUGGACUUGGACUCAGUGUCGUACAUAAGCUAGUAACUUACCUAGGUGGUCAUAUGAAAAUCAAGAGCGAACGCGGUGUUGGUACCCAGGUCGAUGUUUACAUCCCCGCACAUCGACCGAAAGGCCAUACACCCCCCACGUUAUUCGACGAUGCUUCAUCGCUAGGAAGCCAAAGCCACGACGAUGCUCUUACGGCAUGCCUCGUUGGGUUCAACGGCUGUCCUGACUUGACGGAGACUCCAACCGGUAUCUUGAGCUCGAAUGCGAAACGAAUGCUUUCUAUUCAAAACACUCUGGCAAAUGUUCUUAAGGCACAGCUGGGAUUCCAUAUUGCACUGGCAGAGUCACUCGAGAAGGGACAGGGUGACAUUGCGGUCAUUGAGGAGGCAAAUUUGAAUGCUAUGUGGAAUGACCAACCGCCCUCCGCCAUAGCCAACCAUUCUUUCAAAUUCUUCAUCGUUUUGGGCAGCACAAUAUCAUCGCUAGGCAACUCUCUUCCUGCGAACGCCGUCUUGAUGUCGCAGCCUUAUGGACCUCAGAAGAUCCGUGAAACUGCCGAGAGAAUCAUGGAUCUGCAUAAGUUACAGGCACAAAUUGGCAUUUCUGAUGCUCCAGUUGCCGUUCCACCAACAAGCCAUGAAAUCCCUUCUUCGAUACCUACCCCUCAGACCCUCCCGGAAAUAUCAGGAUAUUUUUCACAACCACCUCCAAUUGAACUGGCCUGUCCGAGUCCCCUUGUCGUUGGCUCGCCGAUUCCAUCGAAUGGUGAAAUGAACGAGAUGCAUGUUCUCAUCGUAGAUGACAAUGACAUCAAUCUCAAAAUUCUGGCUACCUUCAUACGCAAACUUGGCUGUAGUUACGACACAGCUACUAAUGGACUGAUUGCAUUGAAACAGGUCGAGACUUCAAGUCGAAGAUAUGACUUGAUAUUGAUGGAUUUAUCAAUGCCUGUAAUGGACGGGCUGGUUUCAACCAGUAAGAUCAGACAACACGAAAAAGACCAUGGUCUUCAGCCCUCCCGCAUCAUGGCCGUUACAGGCGUCGCUUCAGAUACCAUGCAACAGGCGGCGAUGACCGCAGGCGUCGACGACUAUCUAGUCAAACCCCUCUCUCUCCGUAAGCUGAAGAAGCUCAUGGAACCCUUAUCAUAA